Amoebophrya sp. A120 is the source of this 2008-nucleotide messenger RNA. The record is from the annotation of a GenBank genome assembly. NCBI's taxonomy places the organism in Eukaryota, Dinophyceae, Syndiniales, Amoebophryaceae.
AGGUGCCUUGAGUCGAGUGACAAUUUGCACUCCCACUACUACCAUCGUAACUUGACCUUCGGCACGGUUUACCUUUCGGAGGGAUGAAGUGUGUUCGACAUUUCCCUAAGAUUACUUAAGUUUUGGGCCGAAGUAGAUCGUGGCGACCUCCAAGACGAGAGAAACAAGUCGAAAAUGCAACCUCGUGUCUCAUCGGUGGGGUCGAGGUGCGGGGCCUCAAUCCUCGCUGCCCACGAGGCCUGUGUCGCGUAUAAAGAGCAGGAACGGCUGCAGCGGCGGCGCACGUCCCGUCUGAGUACGCUCUCCACGCGAACCGGCACGUCUCGACUGACCACGACGAGCACGAGGACGAGCUCCAUCCGUCCGUCCAUCUUCCAGCUGGAUCGAGCUCGUCUGACCAUCCCGCUACUCGAAUUCGAGAAAAACCGUCCCAUUCCGGAGGAGGGGCUCCUGCCCGCGGGAGAGUGAUGAUGAUGAAUCUCCGGUGGACGCGUCGUGGUCGUCGCUACUGCCGCGCCUUUUUUCCGGAGCCGUGCCCCUGUUCUUCAUCGGCGUCCAGUUCGCGUUCAUGAAGAUGACGGACACGGCGCUCGCGGGGCACGUCGACGCUUUUUUCCUCACGGUGACGGCUUUUUCCGACUUUUACACGCAGCUCUACAGCCUCGUCACCAACUCCCGGGUUCUUGGGUCGCUCGCCGCGCCCGCCUUCGGCUCCCAGAACUACCAACUGGUCGGGGCCUACCUCCAAACGGCACUCCUGGUUCUGUUCACCCUGGCCAUUCCGGUUGUUCUUUUGAACUGCUGUGCCGCGUUUGUCCUUCGUAACCUCUUCGACCUCCCUGCCGCGGUCGCGGACCUGUCGGGGUACUACGCGAUGGUGCUGAGUUUGUGUCUGCCCGCACAGAUUUUGAUGACGCAGAUGAGCCAGUUCCUGGUGGCACAAGAGUGUGCGGACUUGGUGGUUGGUACCGUCUCCAUCGGGCCGCCGGUGUUGAACUUAUUGCUGGGCCUGCAAUUAGUGCUGGGAAUACCGCUGGCUGCCUACGGGUUUGGAUUUUCUGCGUGCCCUUUCGUCACGGUGGUGGUGGAGUGGGUGGGGCUCGCCGCGGUUUUUUUGGCAAUGCGCGCGAAGACGAGUAGGAGUGUAUUAACUACAGAAAAUAAUAAAACGGCCGGGGUCACGACGUUCACGACCUCUGAGGGGAUAGUGAUUACUUCUGAACAAGACACGACCGGGGUUGAAGAUGAGAUCAUCACGAACACGACAAGAGACGUGUGGCGGUGCUGGCCGACCCAAUCCGUCAUCUUCGACAGGAAGUACCGAAACGAAAUCAUCCUGCCGAAAGUCCGCCCCUUCCUCGAGCUGCAUCUCCCCCAAGUCCUCUCGCUGUCCAGCGACUUCUGGCGGCUGUCGGCCAUUGGGUACAUGGCCAGUUGGCCGAGCAUCAACGGCGCAGGGGUUUUUAACGCAGGGUACAGAAUCGCGGAGCUAAACAUGACACUAACCUCCUCGCUCGCAACUGCGGGCAAUAUGCUGAUUGGGGCGAGCCUGGGCAGGGGGGACGGAGAACGCGCCCAAGAAGUGUACCGGAAAACGCUUUUGUUGGUGAUUUCGAUCCUGGUAUUCACCAGCGCGAUUUGGUUAUUGUUCCCGCGGCAGGUCGCCAGAGUCUUCGCCACAGACGAAUCCUUCUUGGAGAGCUUCGAGGGGGUUUCGCUGAGUUUCUCCUGCUUCGUGUUUUUCAUGAACCUCGCAGUGGCGCUGGAGUCCGUGCUCCUAACGCUGAAAAAGAGCAACACUGUGCUGAAAGCAUCCCUGAUGGGCUCCUGGCUGGGGCAGGUGCCUGCGGUGCUCUUGUCGCUCUGGUUUCUGGGUCUCCAGCUGGAGAACAUCUACUGGGGAGUGACCAUUGGAUAUCUGAUUUUGUGCUUGCUCUACUGGCAAGCGCUGAGAGAGGUGGCGUGGGACCGGGAAGCGGAACUUGCGCAAGACUUCAUGGACCAGUAA